Spodoptera litura is the source of this 6571-nucleotide messenger RNA. RefSeq lists its product as uncharacterized. Lineage: Eukaryota; Metazoa; Arthropoda; Insecta; Lepidoptera; Noctuidae. The record is from RefSeq and is a predicted model, not a curated record.
GCACGCGUCGAAUUUGAUUUGACAGUUCGCCGCGUCCUAACAGCUGUUUUACCAUUUGCCUCGAAAAAGCACGAUUUUAAAAUCGGUUGAGCUUGUUUGCACGUGUCUUUAACUUAAUUUGAAAAAGAAUCGUUCAUGGUGUAAAAGUGUUUAAAAUGGAAGAAGAAGUCGGCAUUAAAGUGACAAGAUUGAGACGCAGAUUAUCUGUUGAGGCUGAAGAUGUCAAGUCUCCUUCACAAUCUACACCAACCAAGAAGAGAGGUGGAAGACUAGCUGCCAAGCCACAGCUGGAACUAAUUGCUGAGAAUGCUCCAGAAGCAGUCCCUAAGCGGACCAGAAAGUCCAUAGCUGAACCAGUUGAAGAGAAAGCAGUAACACCUUCAAGGCGCAGUACUAGAAUCAGAUCAAACACCAGCAUAGUAUCUGAGACUCCAGAUGUUGCUGAAGACAAGGGAACCCCAUCUAGACGCAGUACUAGAAUAAAAUCUAAUACCAGCAUUAUUGCUGAGACUGUUCAAAAUGUUAACUCACCCAGAGCUAAAAGGGCCGCUAGGAGGACUUCUUUGGCUGGCAGUGACAAUGAAGCCCCAGUCACUCCAGCUAGACAGACAAGAAGAACUAGGAAAGACUCUACCUCUAGCAUUGACAAGCCAGUUGAACCUGCUGGUAAAUUGGAUACUCAAAUCACCGACGUCAUUGUAGAAGAAGCAGAGAAUAAUGUCAAAGACUCUAGUGUAACUGAAAAAUCAAAAACUGAAUCUGUUGGUGAUAAAUCUAAAACAGAAUCACCAAUCAGGAAAAGCCCACGACUUGUUGGAAAAGGCAGAAAGAGCACCUCCAUAGACACCGAAAACAAAGAACAUGAAUUACAAAAUGAUAAAGUGACAAGCCCAACAACUGAUGAAGCCGACAAAUCUGUAUCAGAACCAGAAGCUGAACAAAAAAAUGAAACUACAGACCAGACGACAUCAGAAAAAAUUAACAUAUCCCUGGCCAGCAAGAAUCUCAUAGAAAAACUGGAAGAAGUGCCCAAAAAAACCAAAAAUGACCUUAACAAAACCACAAUAGCAAUUGAAGAACCACAACUCAAAAGUAAUAAAAGGAACAGAACCAAAUCAUGGACUACAAUCUCUGUUGAAUCCAAUCAUGAAAAUAGCUUCUGCAGUGACAGUGAAGCUACCAAAAAGAAAAACAAAAAUAAGAAUGACAGUCUCAAUGUAUCUAUCAUAACAGGAUCUGGUGAUGGUGUGAUGAACACAAGUAAGGGUAAAGAAAAUGUGUCAUUAAAUACAUCAACUCUCUCUAACAAGAAAAAGAAAAAACGAAAUGAAAUGUCAAUGAAUGAAGAAACAGAAACAUCUGUAAAUGAAAUUUCUGCAGUAAACAAAUCUUUAAAUAAAUCAUCAGCAAAAUUAGAUACUAAAGAAGUAUCUAAAAAUGUUGAUGAAGAAAUUGAUAGUUUAAAUUCGUCACAAAAAUUAGACUCUAGUAAUGCUCAGAAGUUCUUUGAAAACGCUCCAAGUGGUACUGUACAGUCGUUGGUAUUUAUUGACGACUCAGACUCUAAUCAUGAUAGUAUGGGAAAAGAGAGUGUCAACAGUGAAGAUCAGUUGGUUCCAGUAGUCGACCAUCAUUUAGAAAAGGAAGAAACAGCUAAUGUGCCAGAAAGUAAUCUCAGUUAUGAACCAAUGGACAUUGAUGAAACUAUGCCAGAAAAUGUAUCACUUUCUACCUUUACUGAGAGAAAUGAUUCUAUAAAUAUAAAGGAAAGCAGAAAAUCAAUUUCAGACAAUUCUCAAAAUCCAAAUGUCAGUCUCAAUAAGUCAAAAAGAAAAUCUGUGUUAUCAAGUAUAGCUACAGAAGAUAGUGUUACUGGCGGGUCCAAAUCACAAAGAAAUUCUAUGUCCGAAAUAGUUAAUGUUGAUGUUACAGAUACUAAUAAAUCAAAAAGAAAAUCGUCUAUGUCUCAUGUAGUUUCUGAAGAUACGCCAGACAGUGGUUCACAGGACGUGAGUCGUAAAUCUUUAGUGGUAGACAUGGACACUCAAGAUGAUAGUAUCCUCAAUAAAUCAAACAAAUCCAAGAGAAAGUCUUCCAUAUCAAACAAUGUAACUGAAAACAAUGCAGAUGAAGAUGUCAACAAGUCUGUUAGAAAGUCUCUAAACCCAGAAGCAUCUAACAAUGAAAGUGUAAACAAAGGAAUGAAUAAAUCUAUAAGAAAAUCAUCAGUCUCUGACAUGGUCAAUGAUAAUUUGGACAAAAGUUUAAAUAAAUCCAAGAGAAAGUUUUCAGUGGCAGCCAUGGAAACUGAAAACAAUAUAGAGGAAGAUUCCAAUACAAGUAACAAGUCUACUAGAAAAUCCGCAAUCUUGAACCUAACCACUGGCGAUGAUGUUGACAUGAGCCUAAAUAAAUCCAGAAAGAAAUCUUCAGUGUCUGCUGUGGUUGCAGAAGUAAGUGUCAAUGGUCCAAAAACUUCAUUGUCAGAUUCCUGUAAUGACGAUGAAAUAAUUAACAAAAGCAUUAACAAGUCUAAAAGGAAAUCGUCAAUUUGUAAUGUCGCUAACAAUGAGAGUAUGAAUAAGAGUUCUGAUAAAACCAAGAACAAAUCACUUUUGGAUAAAUCUGAAAGUGCUAAAAGUACUCUUGUGCUAUCCCAACUGAAAGAUAUUUCAGAAAACGAAAACUUAGAAACUAGUAUUCCUAAAGACAAAAAUGAAUCGAGUGAACAAUUAUCCAAGUCUGUUAAUGUGCCAAAUACUAAUACAGAGAAAGAGGCUGAUAAGAAGAAUCUGUCACUAACUUACUCAACAAGCACUCCUCUCCAACAAAAGUCACUUAAAAAAUUAGGCUUGCAAAUAAACAGUUCAAUUAUUGCUCCCAAUAGCACAACUAAGGCUGACAAAAAAGAUACUCCUAACAAGUCAAAGAAAGAAGUAUCUAUUAUGUCACAGCAAAAAGAAGAUGAAUCGUCUGAAGAAGAAAAUUCAGAAAAUGAAUUGGAGGAAGAAGAUGGUUCAGAAGAUGAGUCGGAAGAAGAAUCGUCAUUGAAAAAGAGUAAAAUGAUUGAUGACGAAGCUGAAGAAGCCAGUGAUGACUACGAAUCCGGUGACAGUAGGGACGAGGAGGAAAGAGAUUAUGAGGAGCAAAAUGAAAUAGUAGAAAAAGGCGAAACUCUUGAUUCAGAUGAAGAGGAAUAUUCUGAUAACUCUAACUACGAAAUAGAUUCGUUUGUUGUGACUUCUGACGAGGAGGAUAAUAAUUUGCUUAGUGGCUCCGGCGAUGAUCUGUCUAUGAGUGCUGAUGAGCUAACAAUGAGCGCAAAAUCGAAAAAGAAGUUUAAUGAACACAAAAUAAAAGAACAGAAGAAAGCUUCUAGAGAAAUGUUUGAAGCAAGACAUAAAUUAAAUGAGUCUGAUAAGAGUGCCAAAUCCACGAAGGCUAAAUCGAAGAAAAAUAACCGCCAGCGUCUAGAUUCAUCUUCGUCAGAGUCAGAAGAGGAAGUUACCGCACAACCUAAGAAAAAUAGGCGUCAAAGAAUCGAUUCUAGUCAAGAUAUCAGUGUAAAAUCAGAUGCUGAUAAAUCUAUAAAGAAGAAAGCUAAACGCUUAUCAGAAUCUGAUGAUAAUACAACAAAUGAAAAAGAAAUAACAAUUAAUGAAGCAAGCCAAAGUAUUGAAACUGAUCCUUUGACAUUGCGUAAUGUUGUUAAAGUUGAGCCUAAAACUCCCCAGAAAGAGCUGGAGAUUACAACGGUAGCUGUAACUGAUAUGGAUGAGGUUGAAGAAGUGAAUGUUGAUGAAGAUGUUUCGAUGAUAAAAGCUAAUCAAACUUCCGAUCCACUGCAAGCAACUAUUGCACAGGAUGACGAAGAUGCUACUGACGAUGACUCAAUUAGUGAAAAUGAAGAGAUAACUCGAAAUUAUACAUCAAUUCUUAACAAUCUGAACAAAUCGAUUCCUAAAAAGGUUAAAAACGCGGACAUUUCUUUGGACCUUAAUAAAAAGACAAAGAAAAAGUCUAAAGAGCCUAUUGUAGACCAACUUAAUCUUACACAAGUUAAGAAAUCUAACAAAAAGAAAGCAGAUUCUGGUGAAAAUGCUACAGAAAAUAAGAAACAGAACAAGUCUUUGAACAAAAGUAUAAAUAAAGUUAAUAUAGAAGUCACUGCAUUAUCUGAAGGUUCAUCUGAUUCUAUUGACAUGAAACUAUUAUUCAAUGAGGAAAGUAAUGACAGCGAGUUAGUGACAAGUAAGAAAAAGAAUACAAGUCUUGCUCAAAAGGAUGAUGACCAAGUUGUUGAUGAAUUCAUACCUCUGAAGAGAACUGAAGCGAAAACCAACAUUUUUGAAGAUACUGAUGUUGGCAACAAGUCAAAGAAUGAGUCUUUAUUGAAUAUAAGCAGCAAAGAGAAGAAGAAUAAACGCAAAUCAUCUCAGGCGGAAGAAACAUCAGCAAUGAGUUCUCAAGAAGAAGAGACUCUAGGCUUCUUUAUAGACACAACUGGCACUCAUGCUGAUGAGACUAAGAAUGACGCCAACAUUUCAAUCAAGAACAGUGCAAAGAAGAAUAAACAAAAUAAUGUUUCCUUCGCCGACAUAGCAGAUGCUUUAGUUGAUGAGGAUUCUAAUGAUGCGCCGUUGGAAGUUUCAUAUCGCAGUGAGAAAAACAAAUCCAGGCAAGACUUAAACGUAACUCAAAACAAUGAAGCAGAUAAUGAAGCAGAUGAAUCCCAUAGCAGUGGCAAAAAGAAGAAUAAGAAGAACAAGAAAGGAUUGAACAGUUCUCAAAAUGUGACAGAUAUCAGUAUUGUUGAAAAUGCAGAAAAAGUAACAGAAAAGCCUGCUAACAUUUCUAUUAUCAGUAUGGAUGGAAGUGCUAAAAAGAAGAAGAAGAAGUUAUCGGAAUCCCUAAUAGAUCAGGAAAUAGAAAUUAAAGUCGCAGAAGAAACAGAGCAAAAUAUUUCUUUGGACAGUGGCAAGAAUAAGAAGCUAAAUUCUAUUCCACAAGUGACUGAAGCUGAACAAAGUAAUGACAAUGACAAUGAAGAUAAUGUAGAUGAAAAUGGUCAGGAGCAGAUUAUAAAGAAACGCAAACGUAAAUCUUCACACAAUCAAACUAUUGAAGAAAUAGUUAUCAAAGAUGAUGUAAAAGUUAAUCUAGACGAAUCAGUGACAAAAAAGAAUCAAAAGAAGAAACGAAAAAUUUCUAAUAAUGAUGAAGACAACCAACUAGCUGGUCCUGUUAUUGAAACACAAAUGACCGAUGAUAAUACUAAAACUAAAAGGAUAGUGGUACAACAACAAGAAGUGGACAUAAGUAAUGAUGGCACCAAGAAAAACAAGAAACGAAAAGAAAGGGAUGACGAUGAUUCUACUAAACAAUCAAAGGUUCUUAAACAAAAUUCAUUUGAUAAAAUUCACAUUCCACGACUGUCUGCUGAUGUAUUGAAACACCUUGACGAAAAACUCGCAAAGGAUUCUAAAACGAAGAAACCAAAUGUGACGUCUACAUCUUCAUUUGUUGUGGAAGAAACGAAGAAGAGAAGAAAUAAACCAUCAAAUUAUUUAGAAGAAAGUAUAUAUUUGAAUGAUAAUGACAAUGGCAAAAACAUUAGACCUUCCAUCAAAAAACCAAAAGUUUUGCCAUUUAUACCAACUGCCUCAACAUCAGACAGUGGUUUUACUACUAAUUUCAAAGUUAGUUUAAUUUCUCGUGAAACACAAUUUGUUGCUCAGUCUACCGGCCUACCCAACUUUAAAAAUGAUUACCUCAAUAAGAAAAGAAUAAAGAAACUAGGUACAUUUGAGCUGUAUAAAAGACAAAGAAAUAUAAAAAUAUCGAAAUUUUAACAAUCUGCAAUGGAGGUGUGACAAAGGAUGUUGCCAUUAUACCGCCUUUCCCAGUGUAAUUUAGUACUUAGUUCCUGAUUUAAUGGUCUACUCAUUAUUGUUUGGCUGUAAUGUCUCUUAUUGUUAAUCUUUAUGAACUUGUUAAUAUUGCAUUGUUAUAAAUUGAAAACUGCCAAAAGUCGUUAAUUUGUUGUGGACUGCUUUCUUUUUUAUGAUAUUACUAGGUACAUAGAAUAUAGAAAAUAUUGUGUAAGUCCUUUUCCAUAAUCGUUUGUAUUUUUAACUUGUAUUGUUGAUUGAAAAUUGUAUGUAAUUGUUUAAUUAGCAUUGUUGACCUUAUGCUUGUUUUUGACAAUACUUUACUGUUUAUGUUAUUUAUAAUUUUACUUGUAUUAGUUAAGUAUUUUAGAUGCCUGGGUCAGAACUUUGUGAAAACGGCUACUAAAAUGUGAGCAUUUAUGUAGUUGAUAUUUUCAUGUACGAUGCUUUGUUUUAAAUCGAUGUUCGAAAGUAUCAACAAUUAAAAACAAAAUUACGUUUUUCUAGUUCAUAACAUAAACUACGAAUGAUUGAAUGAUUUUGAAUUUUAUUAUUUUUAAAGUUACCGCCAAGGUUUUGUAGGAGCCACUAGAGGGCGCUGGCGUCGGACUAAAGUGGUAUCGCCCAUGUGCCUUCGGUUUCCAUUUAUAUUUACUUAGUUUUGGACAUUUAAUUAUUUA